Rhododendron vialii is the source of this 2332-nucleotide messenger RNA. RefSeq names its product O-fucosyltransferase 9. Bases 368 to 2092 code for a protein of 574 amino acids. The record is from RefSeq and is a predicted model, not a curated record. NCBI's taxonomy places the organism in Eukaryota, Viridiplantae, Streptophyta, Magnoliopsida, Ericales, Ericaceae. The transcript is spliced from 10 exons.
UAUCUCUCUUUCUCUCUCUCUCUCUCUCUCUCUCUCUCUUACAUUUCAUUAAAUACCUCACUUCAGCUUUCAAACCCAGUAGCUCAUCUGAAUUCCUCGAAAUUUUAUUCAGAUAAUCAUUCUGCUCUCAAUACUCGUUUGGGCUCACCCUCCCAACCUAGCUCUCGCGAAUUCUAAUCGUUUGGCAUGGUUUUGAAAGAGACCUUAACAUUCGUGCUUGUGCUCGAGCUCGUGCACGCGCAUUUUGUGACGUAGGCGGGGAGAUUCGAGAUCAUCUCACUCUAACCACGAACCAGAUCCGCCCCAAUUCCCCCCUUUAUAAUCAUCUCCACCAAAUUACACCCUACUUCUCGCCCACUAGCCGUCAAUGCACGGCUACAGCCGCCUCGGCCGCCCCUCCACGCCAUCACCCCCCUCGUCGCCGCGCUUCCGCCACGGCCGCUCCAAGAAUGCAAUUGUCGGUGGCAGCACCGUCGGCGGCAGUUUUAAGGGAGGAGGAGGCGGGGAUGUGAAAUUGCAGAAUUUUGUGGAGCGGUUGGUGUACAUGGUAGUGGCGGGGGUGUAUAGGCGGCGAGGCGUGUUAUUAUUCGCGCCGUUGUUGUAUAUAUCGGGGAUGUUGCUGUAUAUGGGGAGUUUAGGGUUUGAUAUGGUCGUUGUUAGUGAUAGAGUUAGCGGUAAGGCGGCUCCGCUUGGGUCGGUGUAUCGGAGUCCUCAGGUUUUUGAGAGGCUCUGGCCGUUCAUGGAGGCUGAAAACAACGGAAGCUCCUCCAAUGCGUUAAUGCAUGCGUGGAAUCCAAGGCUCCGCCAAGUUUGGAAGCCGUGUCUUAAUCAUAGCUUUUCUGAAGCAGGGAAAAAGUCAAAUGGUUUCCUUAUAAUUGAAGCAAAUGGUGGUUUGAACCAACAACGAUUAUCUAUAUCGGAUGCGGUUGCUGUGGCUGAACUUCUAAACGCGACUCUUGUUAUUCCAAUAUUUCAUUUAAACAGUGUUUGGCGGGAUUCCAGCAAGUUUGGGGACAUAUUUGAUGAGGAAUUCUUCAUUUAUGCGCUAAGAAAUCAUGUGAAUGUGAUCAAAGAGCUCCCAGAAGAUACACUAGAGCGUUUCAACUACAAUAUUAGCAGCAUCGUGAACUUGAGAGUAAAAGCUUGGUCAAGUCCAGCCUACUAUCUUCAAAAGGUCCUUCCAAAACUGGUAGAGAUGGGGGCUGUGCGGAUUGCACCUUUCUCCAACAGAUUGGCUCAUGCAGUUCCAUCAAAUAUUCAAGGUAUUAGAUGUUUGGCCAAUUUUGAAGCGCUCAGGUUUUCAGAGCCCAUACGAAUUCUUGCAGCAAAGAUGGUUGACCGGAUGGUUAGGAAUAGCUCCAAGAGUGGUGGAAAGUAUGUUUCAGUGCAUCUCCGGUUUGAAGAGGAUAUGGUGGCAUUCUCAUGCUGUGAGUAUGAUGGUGGUGAGGAAGAAAAGCGUGAAAUGGACAUUGCUCGUGAAAGAAGUUGGAGAGGAAAGUUCCGUAGGAGGGGUCGAAUAAUUAGGCCUGGUGCAAUUCGGAUGGAUGGUAAAUGCCCAUUGACUCCCUUGGAGGUGGGAAUGAUGCUUAGGGGCAUGGGUUUUGAUAAUACCACCUCUCUUUAUGUUGCUGCGGGGAAAAUUUAUAAAGCUGAGAAGUAUAUGGCACCACUUAAAAAAAUCUUUCCACGUUUAGAAACAAAGGAUACACUAGCGUCCCCAGAAGAACUUGCUCCAUUUCAGGGCCACUCGUCUAGGUUGGCUGCUCUUGAUUAUACAGUUUGCCUUCACAGUGAAGUCUUUGUCACAACUCAAGGGGGGAACUUCCCCCACUUCUUGAUGGGUCAUAGGCGCUACUUGUAUGGAGGGCAUUCUAAAACCAUCAAUCCUGAUAAGAGAAAACUAGCACUAUUAUUUGAUAGCCCUGAUAUCAGAUGGGAGACCUUCAAGCGGCAAUUGCAAGAAAUGCUUCAUCACAGUGAUGUAAAAGCAAGUGAAUUGAGAAAACCCAGCGGCUCGCUCUACACGCACCCAAUGCCAGAUUGCAUGUGUAAACAGGCAGAUGUCAGAAAUGAGGCUGAUUUAACACGGUAAAACAAACUUGAACUUCGAUUAUACAAAUCGUCUUUAGGUCUCCCGCGCAUUUAUACGUCCAAGUGUAUGUAGCUAUUUAAAUGCGCUUGACAAUCCAUUCUAUUCAUUUGUAUUGGAGAGGGAAGUUUCACGGGUUUUGAUUCUUGCAGAUUCAUAUAGUUAACUGUAAUUUGUAGUGGCAGGAUUCUAUAUUCUUUGUAUGUAGAAACGGUGGCUAGUGGAUACCCACAAUAGAUCAAA